GGUUAGAGUGGUACACAUCUCUGGGUACAGCUUCUCUCUAUGUUUGUUAUACGAAAUUUUUGUAGUUGUUAACGAAGACGAAAUUUAUUGUUAGAUACGAAUCGGGUUAACUAAUUUCUUGAAACUUGAAAUGUAAUAACGGUGAUAGUGAAUAGUAAAAUAGUAGAUAAUUUAACACGAUGAAAAAAUUUUCGAAUAAACUUCUUUGCUUCGUUCUCCUAAUUCUUCUCAAAUCAACGCUUGUCAUUGGCGAUGUGAAACUGUUUCAACAAGACGAGUUGUUGACAUCGAAUCAAGAUGGCGUCGGGCUUGGACUUCAGGAUGUUGGUGUAUCAAGGAAGCAAGAUGGUGAUACACAAGAAUAUUUCGAUAUGUUGCCGGGGGCUUCUUCACAGCAAUAUUCCGUGGUCUAUUCGGACCCGAUGAUGGUGUCAGAAUCAAAGCACGGUCACGGCCACAAGCACAAGUCAUAUAGCAAGAAGUCCGGUAAGAAGAGCGAACAAGGGAAGAAGGGUCACAAAAAACACCUCUCUAAAAAGGGCAAGAAGUCCAGCAAGAAGUCACAUGAAAAGAAAGGCCAGAAGAAGAAAUAUCACGACAAGAAGGCCAAGAAAUACAAACACGACGACCACAAGAAGAAGUAUCACGGCUCUGUGAAGAAGUCCAAGAAAGGCAAGAAGUCCUUCAAGCACGCCAAGAAGGGGCACCACAAGAAGGGACACAAGGAUAAGGGCUUCAAGAACGUGUACCACAAGGAGGAAUACAAGCGCAAGAAGAAGUUCUUUGAUGACCACAAAGAUGAAAAACAUCACGAUAAGAAAGUCAAAGGCAAGAAGAGCUUCAAGGGCGACAAAGGCAAGGACUAUAAAGGCAAAAAAGCAAAGGACACAAGGCUGAAGUCAGCAGCUGAGAAGUUUCAUGUCGCCGAUGCUGCGUUGGAAAGACAAAUUGCAAAACUGAAAGAAAAGGUUCUGUUAAUAAAAAAAGAACUGGGAGAUAAUCCCAUGCAACAAAGUGAAAAUAGAAAAACGCUGCCUACGAAAAUAAGCAGUAAAAAACAUAGAGAAAAUAGACUAAAAGUGACAGAUAAAGUAAAGGGAAAUGAAAAACGAAAGAAAAUUUCCAGAAGCAAAUCAUCUAGAAAGUAUCUGAGAGCUCGUUAUUUGAAGGAAGGCUCACGAACAAACUCGAGUAGGAAAAUAACUGGCAAAUCUAAGCAAAAGUCAAAAGCAGUUGUUGAACCAGCGAAAGCUUCACACAAAAGAAAUCUGCAAAAUUCGACUGUAAAAAGCGUGGUCUCGAAGAGAAUAGUAACGGGAAAAUCAGUUUUUAAGAAGAACAUUAAAAGCAGGAGGAGAAAUUCCUCAGGGAAAUUUACAAAAACAUCCAGAAAGAGAAGCGGAAUGAAGUCAAAAGAGAAGAAAUUGGAUAAACUGAGAUCUAAAAGGAAUAUUGAAAAAUUCAAGAAGGGGAGAUCGGAACCCGUGAAGCCAAGACCCCUAGUUACUCGAACCAAGGCGAAAAAUCAGAAAAAGUUAUUAGCUUCGAGUCGCUCGUCGAGACAACGAAAUGCAAAGUCUGCUAAGGCUUUGAAAGACAAGACCAGAUCUUCAAGUGCUCGAAAUAAAAAUUCCAUCACAAUAAGAUCGGAGAAAUACAAGCAGCACCUCGCCAAUGCCCAGAAUAAGAAGCACCAGCUAUUAUUGGCAAAGAAAAAAUUGAGGUCAGUCCACUCCAAGGAGAGACGACCUAAGUCUUCAAAAUCCCAAAAUAAUGAAUUAAAAUCUUCACACCUGAAGAAGCUUAAAAUAACGAAGAAGAGUGGCAACGUAUCGGCUAUAUUAUCAAUGGUGGUUAAAUCAUCUUCUAAAAAUAAAAAACGUGCUCGAUCAGGUCUCAGAAAAUCCAAAGAGGGGAAGAGAAGACAUCUUAGAAAAUUAACUGCUAAGGGUGAAUUUGUUUGCCGCACUCGGGGCAGAAGUAAAAAAUGUCGGCCCAUGACAGCCGCAGAGCACAGGGAUAGGAUCAGAAAGCAUUUUUCAUUGGUGAAACAAAGUCAAUUAAAGUUGAAGGAGCCCAAGAAAGGAUGCCAUGGCAAUGUGAAUUCAAAUUGUAAACAAAAUAACCGUUGGGGAAACAGCAAGUCUUUUACUAAGAAUACGCUAAAGAAUAAAGAUUUUCAGUCGAAAAUGAAAGUGAAAGCAGGUUCACAGCGUCCAAGAAAGGCUCCUCGAGCAGAACAAAAAUCCAAACGAAAAAAUCAGCCCAUCAGUUACGCAGCAAAAAAGACAGAAAAAAUAUCGGAAUCAAAAAGUAUUAGAAGAAGAACUCGCAAUAAGGGAGAGAUUGAUCGUCAAAAUAGUUCAACAAGAAAUAGACAAGGACGUCCUCGAUCGAAAAGAAACUCGAUUAAUGAGAAAAAAUAUGAUGAUAAACGAGGAAAACAAACGAAAAAAGUAAAGACAUCUCAAAACACUUCAGGAAAGAAACUUGCUCGUAGAUAUUCAUCAAGAACUAAAGAAAUCAAAUCAAGAAGCCGUGCAGACAUAAAAGCAAACAAACGCAAAGCAGUAAACACUUUAGAACGUGCAGAUACAACUUCAAUAAAAUAUCAAAUGCAUGGACAUAGGAAACCAAAGCAAGAUAAGAAAUGGCGGAGAGACAUGGAAAUAGCUUCAAAUCAAGUAAUUUCAAGUUAUUUAUUUAAUAACUUCAACUCUAGAAAUCGUAACAUCGGUGAGACAUCUUCCAGCCGUCGGCUACGGUCAUCCCCGUUCGCUAACGGAAAGAAGUUCAAAGACGAACACGGCAAGAAGAGCGACCUGAAGAAGUCCAUGCACCACGACCACAAGAGCGACCACAGCAAGAAAUAUGACAAGAAAAAGUUCGACAAGCAUAAGAAAUCUCAUAGUAAGAAAGCCAAACAUAAGAAUGAUCAUGAUGAUCAUUGGCAUGAUGAUCACGAUGAUCAUGACUGGCAUGAUGAUCACAAAGGCUGGGAUCAUGAAGAUCAUAAAGGAUGGGAUCAUGAAGAUCAUAAGGGUUGGGAUCACCAUCAUAAAGAUCAUGACCAUCAUGGCUGGGAGAAGAAGUCUGAUGAUCACGAUGAUCAUCAUAAAGACGAUCAUCAUGACGACGACCAUCAUAAAGAUGAUCAUCAUGACGACCAUCAUGAUGAUCAUAAGAAAGACGAUCACCAUGACGACCAUCAUGAUGACCAUCAUAAAGAUGAUCACCAUGACGAUGAUCAUAAAGAUGAUCACCAUGACGAUCAUCAUGAAGAUGAUCAUAAAGAUCAUGAUGAUCACAAAGGCUGGGAUAAAAAGAAACACGAUUUCCAUAAAAGUUGGAAACGCAAAAGUCAUAAAACGAAAAAAAGUUGGGGCGAGAAAGUGCACAAGGGAGUUGAAAAGGGUAAAGGGGAUCACAAAGGCCACGAUGAUCACAAGGGCCACGAUGACCACAAAGGCCACGACGAUCAUAAAGGUUGGAAACACAAAGGCUGGGAUCACAAAGGACACGAUGAUCACAAAGGCCACGAUGAUCAUAAAGGUUGGGAACACAAAGGCUGGGAUCAUAAAGGACACAAUGAUCACAAAGGCCACGAUGAUCAUAAAGGUUGGAAACACAAAGGCUGGGAUCACAAAGGACAGGAUGAUCACAAAGGCCAUGAUGAUCAUAAAGGUUGGAAACACAAAGGCUGGGAUCACAAAGGAGAUGACCAUAAAGGACAUCACUCGGAAAUUUCUCCAGUCCACGUCACUCCGGAGGACGUUCCUCACGAUCCAUCAGCUCUGUUUGUGGUCCCUGCUCCAGACCUUCGUCCUGCUCCGCCUCCAGCUUUCCAGAAUGCGGCUCCUUAUGGAUCUGGGUCAUCUCCUUCGGAGCAAAUGGUUUAUUAUCCAUAUGCUUCUGCCACGGGUAGACACGAGGAUUCCACAGGAAGACUCGCAGAUUCCCCAGGAAGAUAUGAGAUGGGCGAUGAUGAUGAGAGACAUUCCCGUGAAAGGUAUCCUAGUUCAUCACAACAGCCUCACCGUCCGCCCAAGCGCAGACGACCUUCUCAUCCACCGAAAAAGUAUCUUGGGAAGAGAAGACCUGGAGGUUUUAGAGGCAGAUCCAACCAAGGUAAACGACCUCCUAAUCCAGAAGCCGAGGAACACCGAAUUCAAGAUGAUGAUGAUGAUGUCGAUGGUAGUAAUUCGCCGCACGACGAAGAUGUACAUGAUAGCCGUCAUCCACAAGGCGAUGAUGAUGCUAGAGACUCGGGAAGAUCACCUCCGAGAUCAGAAUCUGUAAUUUAUGGAAGUCAUGGCGAAUCUCUGUAUGAUCGUCCUGAUCCACCCCACGAUGAUGAUGGAGGAUCCCAUUCACCAUCGGCACAUAAGAGUAUUUAUGACUCUGAUGAUCCCUUCCGUCCGUCAUUCGGUCCCUUUGCUGGACCGUUAUCAUCCGGUCCAGUCCAUGAUGACCGAAGACAGCCCGAUGAAUCAAAUCCUGGUUUCACAAAAGUUGGACCGGGAACUAUUCCGAGCUUCGACACCUUCGGGGACUUUGCUCCGCCUAAUUUUGCGGGAAGUUCUUCCAGGUAAAAAAGUAGGCAGGUAUUUCUUGCUCGGUUUAUUUUCCGGACUAUAUUUGUAUUUUAACUUAUUUUUUUGCGGUUUCGGUGUAAUUUCGAGUUUGAUGAUACGAUGGUUGAUAUAGGAGUUCUGUUAAGCUUUAUUUCGACCAAUACGUGAACGAACGCUCGUCGAAUGAUACCGAUUACCGACUAGAAAAGUGAAGUCAAUGGCCAUUUUAAGUCACUAUCAAUAAUCAAAAUGUACUAUGCGUCUCUCUGCAGAUCGUGAUUUAAUAAAUUGUUCGUUUAUUAUAUCGCAAUUAGACCAGAUUGAUUAGAUCUAGAGAAAUUAUUCGGACAUUAUUCUUCUGUAUAGACCAUAUAUUAUGUUUUCUCAAAGUUCGCUCAGAUAUUAUUUUGUUUGCUACUUAUUUCAAGUUUUUUUUAAAUAUUUAGAUUUUGUUCUUUUUGUUCAUCAACAGUUGAUCUUGAAUGAUGUUUGAGAUUGUAUCAAUAGUUACGAUUGCUUAAUAUAAUAUUCGUAAAAGCCAUAAGUCUAAGAACGCAUGAGUGUUCCUAGAAACAUUCUCCUUAUCCAUAAUGCCCGUAAUUGUUAUUGUCCCUUUCCAUUUAAAAUAUGAUUACUUCAAAUUGCAUUUAUUAUAUACAGAUGAUGAUGAUGAUGAUGGCUGCUAAAUAUUUCGCUAAUUAAUAGUUUACAAUUUAUUGCUGUUCUGCCUUUUUUUUGCUUCGGGUUUAAGUUCCUAAAUUGCCUUGUUUUAAAUUUUAAGGAACUGUUGACUAAUUCUAUGUAUAUCUGGAUCCAUGGGACGUUCAAAAUUCUACUGAAAUAAAGUAUUCCCUCUAUAUCAUA
This is a messenger RNA of Hyalella azteca, 5438 nucleotides long. Its product is annotated as sarcoplasmic reticulum histidine-rich calcium-binding protein. Lineage: Eukaryota; Metazoa; Arthropoda; Malacostraca; Amphipoda; Hyalellidae. The record is from RefSeq and is a predicted model, not a curated record. Bases 180 to 4592 code for a protein of 1470 amino acids. The transcript is spliced from 8 exons.